AGGCUGCACGCUGACAACAGAGAACCCGAUGCAGGGCUUGAGCCCAUGAACUGUGAGAUCGUGACCCAAGCCCAAGUCAGACGCUCAAUCAACUGAGCCACCCAGGCGCCCCCUCUCCCGGAACUUUUUUGAAAAGCAGAUGCCUGGACUUAUGGCAGACAUUUCGAGUGAGAAUCGGCUGAGGCUGGACCCGGGCAUGACUGUGUUUUGGAAGUUCUGUAGGUUGUUCAGAUGUGUAGCCAGAGUUGGAAACCAGGGCCAGUAGCAUAAUAUGGCUGUGAUGUGGGGUUUCUAUCCCUCCUAUUUCUGUUCUUCAAGGAGUUGUUCCGAGUGGCUCAGCACACACCCGAACCACCCACACAAACACCUGCUCCUUAAAAAGGAGUGUUAUCUCUGCCUUUAUCGACAUUAGGGCAGGCUUGGCUUUACAUUGUACUCCUCAGUCUGCGAAUAUUUGGCCGUUUGAAUGAAUGAACAGAGCCCUGUAAGUGACCAGCAGAACAAACAUACAGUAGAACAGGAAUUAGAACCCUGAAAUAUGGAUCCCCAGACCAGUACAUUUUCUGUUCUUUAACCCCCAUGUGCCCCAGCAUCACUAAGGGGGUUGGUUAAAAAUGAGAUUGUACCCGGAGGCUGUAUUUGAGGAGUUUGUCUGGCUACCUUCACUUGUCAUUUGAAAAAGGUGACGCGUGCCCUGCAGAGCUCUGGGAGCCACGCACACGUGGUGGCGCUCAGCAAAUGACAGUACUAUUGAUAAGAAGCCUGCGUUGAAAGCCGCUUCUCGACCGGCGGGGCUGUGCUGCCCGCAGGGCUCCUUGUCCGGAUUCCCAUUCAGCCCACAAGGACCAGGCACUGUGCCCCACCCCACAGCCGGGCGAUGGUGGGUGGCAGCAGGCAAGGUGAUUGCAGUGGCCCCCCUCGGCCUUCUGCUUGCCCCCAGGCCCGGUAGGAGAGCUCUGGCCCUGAAUCUCCUCCUGGACUCCGUUUCCCUGAAUUAUACCUUCUGUUUCCUUUGCACAAAGCUUUCACCUGCUGGGAAGAAUUGCUACGGACCAGAUCUUGACUUCUGUGAUGUGUGCUUUAGCGGAACCAAAGCCGCCAGGGCAGAGGUGAUAUCAGGGUAAUGGCUCUGAUUCUCACUCAGAACUGGCGGGCGACCACGGGCACCACAGGACUUACGACCGUGGGCUUGAGGACUAGUCCCAACUCGUAAAAAUGUCAUGCCCCUGGGCAGGCUGUAGUUUCCUCCACUGCAGCAUAAUUGUGUGUGUCCCACUUAAUUCUCUCAUGACGAUUAAUUUAUCCUCUGGGAGCCAGGGGAAGCUUCCAGACAAGGCCUCCCCAGGAGUGUUCCAAAGCACCAGUUAGGGGCUCCCCUCUCCCCUCUUCGAACACCAGCAGGACCCCUGUCUUUGGGCACUUAUCCCCUUCUGCCCUGCAGUGUGGCUAUUCCUGUCCUUAAUUUAUUUCACGGGCCAAAAGGAGUGCUAAACACACAGAGCCCGCUGGCUCCUGCGGGCAGGUUUCGGGUUUCGGGGUCCCGUGCCAGGCCCUUGGGGACCUGGGCCUGCUUUACCUCUGCAGCCCUGCCCUGGGCACCGGGCCUGCGGUUCUCUGAGCAACGCCUGCGUGUGCACACGGGGUUCCCUCUACCUGGAUGCUCCCCCCUCAGCCCUCUGUUUGCCUCCUCAGGCAGCAGUUAGCAUGACUGAAGAAUUUUCAGAAUGUAAGACGCUGUGACCACACGGACUGACUGUGGCGGCUGCCCACGGGUCACCAUUGGGUGAAUGGGUGGCGAUGUGACAGAAACAGGAGUCCCUCAGCUUGUCGAUUUCGAGCAGAGCAGGGGUCCUCGCUGCUCUGGAUUUGUUACUUGGCGGCCAGCUGUUUCCCCUCACAAUUCCCAACACACACCCUGCGGCUUGUUCCUAAGGCCUACAAAAGCCGUAGGAGGAAAGUGAUUACAGGAACUUCAGCUGUUUUGCGCUCUCUGAAUGGCCCUCUUUCAUCAGGAUAUGCAGGGACAAGGGCCUUUUUAAGCCCAAAUAUCAGGGGAAGACAAGAGUCCCACAAGAGCCAUCUGCCCCCUGGGUGGGAACAUCAUCCGGACGAGAACUCCUGCCCAAGGACUCCUGGCCCCUUCCUUCCCUCUCUCCUUUCUCUGGAGGGAGUGCGAGGCAGGAGCUGGAGGCAGUCGAAGAUGUGAACCAGGCUAUCAUGAACCUUUUUUAUUUCACUGACUUCUGCGUCUCCCUUCAGCGGGCUCACACCCUCCGCUCUUCGGAAGCUUCCAGCCCAAAUUACUUAAGUGAGAGCUUUUUCAUGGUGAAAGGAGCGGCCCUCUUCUUACAACAGGGAAACAGCCCUCAAAGCCAGCGAAGCCUUCAGCAUCCCCACAAGCAUGCAGGUGACCUGCCCCAACAUCUUCAAAUAAUGAUCAACCUCCUGCGUUGUGAAGAUCGGAUCAAGCUGGCCGUGCGCUUGGAGAGCGCCUGGGCAGAGCGGGUCCGGUACAUGGUGGUGGUAGACAGCAGCGGGCGCCAAGACACGGAGGAGAGCAUCUUGCUGGGAGUCGACUUUUCCAGUAAGGAGAGUAAAAGCUGUACCAUUGGGAUGGUUCUCCGGCUGUGGAGCGACACGAAAAUCCACCUCGACGGAGAUGGUGGGUUCAGCGUCAGCACAGCGGGACGGAUGCACGUCUUCAAGCCCGUGUCUGUCCAGGCCAUGUGGUCUGCCCUGCAGGUCCUUCACAAGGCCUGCGAAGUGGCACGGAGACACAACUACUUCCCCGGCGGCGUGGCUCUCAUCUGGGCCACCUACUAUGAGAGCUGCAUCAGCUCCGAUCAGAGCUGCAUCAACGAGUGGAACGCCAUGCAGGACCUGGAGUCCACGCGGCCCGACUCCCCGGCCCUGUUUGUGGACAAGCCAACUGAAGGGGAGAGGACCGAGCGCCUCAUCAAAGCCAAGCUCCGGAGCAUCAUGAUGAGCCAGGAUCUGGAAAACGUGACCUCAAAAGAAAUCCGUAAUGAAUUAGAGACGCAGAUGAACUGUAACUUGAAAGAAUUCAAGGAAUUCAUAGACAACGAGAUGCUCCUUAUCUUGGGACAGAUGGACAAACCCUCCCUCAUCUUCGACCAUCUUUAUCUCGGCUCUGAAUGGAAUGCGUCCAAUCUGGAGGAGCUGCAGGGCUCAGGUGUUGACUACAUUUUAAAUGUCACUAGAGAAAUAGAUAAUUUUUUCCCUGGCUUAUUUGCAUAUCAUAACAUCCGAGUCUACGACGAGGAGACAACAGACCUUCUUGCCCACUGGAACGAGGCGUACCAUUUUAUAAACAAAGCAAAGAGGAACCAUUCCAAGUGCCUGGUGCAUUGCAAGAUGGGUGUCAGCCGAUCCGCUUCCACGGUCAUAGCCUACGCGAUGAAGGAGUUUGGCUGGCCUCUGGAAAAAGCGUACAACUACGUGAAGCAAAAGCGCAGCAUUACACGCCCCAACGCGGGCUUUAUGAGGCAGCUGUCUGAGUAUGAAGGCAUCUUGGACGCGAGCAAACAACGACACAACAAGCUGUGGCGCCAGCAGGGUGACACCUGCCUCCAGCCGCCCAUGGAGGACCCCACAGGGUCUGGGGACUUCUUGCCGGAGACCCUGGACGGCACCCCAGAGGCCCAGCUGCCCUGCCUGGACGACGCUGCCCAGCCUGGGUUCCCAGACAGCAGGGCCCCAGGAGGAGCCGCCCUCCCCUGCUGCUUCCGGCGACUCUCAGACCCCCUCCUGCAUCCCCCCAGCGGCGAGACCCGCAGCGUGGUCCACCUGGAGGGCCUGGAGAGGGACGCCCUCCUGGAGGAAGCAGCCGAGGCGACUGAGGCACACAGGCCGGCCGCACAUCCCCAGGAAGCUUCCGGACCCUGCGAGAAGGAGGUGAAGAAGAAGCUGGAGUUCGGGAGCCCCAAGGCCCGGAGUGGCUGGUCGCCCCAGGUGGAGGAGAUGGAAGGGGAGGAGGCCCCGGGAGCAGGGCGGUGGGGGCGGCCCCCGCCCCAGCUGGACCAAAGCCUGCUCAGCCGGGAAAACCUGAACAACAACAACAGCAAGAGGAGCUGUCCGGAGGACUUCGAGCACGAUGCUAUAUUCGGGAUCCUUAACAAGGUGAAGCCUUCCUACAAAUCCUGUGCCGACUGCAUGUACCCUACAGCCAGCGGGGCUCCUGAGGCCUUCAGGGAGCGGGGCGAGAACCCCGGUGCCCCCGCCAUCUGUACCCAGCCGACCUUCCUGCCCCACCUCACAUCUUCCCCUGUGGCCUACACGUCCAGCAGGGCCCGAGCUUUAGAGAGACUGGCCUCUGGCCCAAGCGAAAGUCCCCCUUUCCUACCACCAGCAGGCUCGAGGAGGUCAGACGGUGGUGGCUCUGGGGCUGAAGCUGCCCCAGAGCUACCGGCUAGCCUUUCGGAACCUUCCAGAGAAACCCAAAGAGCCCUGCCAAAGUCCCUCCUUUUGAAGAACUCUCACUGUGAUAAGAACCCUCCAAGCAUGGAAGUGGCGAAGGAUGAAUCCCCACCCAAGAAAGAUCCGAAGCCAGCCAAGGACCUGCGGCUUCUGUUCAGUAAAGAAGCUGAGAAACCAACCACCAACAGCUACUUGAUGCAGCACCAGGAAUCCAUCAUUCAGCUGCAGAAGGCGGGCUUGGUCCGGAAGCACACCAAAGAACUGGAGAGGUUAAAGGGCACGCCCGCAGACCCGGCUUCUCCCUCCAGGGACGGCACGACCAGCAGGCUGGAGGCCAGCAUCCCCGAGGAGAAUCCCGCUCCGCCGGGGCCCCUGCCGCUGCCUCGCCUCUCUGGGAGUGACGAGAAGUCAGAGGCCCUCCCCGCUCCACUUGAAGGAGCCCCACUCAAGAGUCCCACCCCCUUCCUCUGCCGCCUGGAUCACACCAGUCAUUUCUCAAAAGACUUCCUGAAGACGAUCUGCUACACCCCCACCUCCUCCUCCAUGAGCUCCAACCUGACCCGGAGCUCCAGCAGCGACAGCAUCCACAGCGUCCGAGGCAAGCCCGGGCUCGUGAAGCAGCGGACGCAGGAGAUCGAGACCCGUCUCCGGCUGGCGGGCCUCACCGUUUCCUCCCCGCUGAAACGCUCACACUCUCUGGCCAAGCUCGGAAGUCUCAACUUCUCGACAGAGGACCUGUCCGGUGAGGCGGACGCGUCCACCCUCGCCGACUCCCAGGACGCUAAGUUGGGCGAGUCUUCCUUCCCUUGUGAGCCCCGGGCAAACCCAAGGAACCCAGCUGCAGCCUCUCCGCCAUCAGGGAAACCCGCUUCAGAAAACUUGAGGAGCCCCUUGUGGCUGAGCAGGAGCUGACCCGCCUCUUGCUGCGUUUGGACGGACACCGUCACGUGAUCCCUCCGUGCGUUUCACCGGGGGUUUUGGUCAGCCCCUCGUAUCUUGAUUUCUCCUAAACAGUGGAUGCUCGGACUUUCCCCCUCUUGCCACAGAGAGGAGGGGAAGAGACAAAAAAUAACGUAGCCCAAGAAGAAAGGGGGAAGAAGCCAGCUGUGUGGCCCUGGAGAGCCAGAAGCCGUCGGCCAGUAGAUACAAAACCCUGAUCCCCAGGUCCUGUGGUUUCAGGAAGAAUCCUGUUUUAAAAAAGCAUAUACAGAUGUGCAGACACAUCGCAAGUACUCCCUUGGCACCGUGCGAAAGAAUGGGAGCCGAGAUGGCUCCAUCGCCACGCGCACGUUCCUAGCUCAUUCGGGCCCUCGCGGGGAAACGCUUGGAUGGCAAUAUUAAGUCCUACCUCUGUUCUUGCUGUGCUUUUUGUUUUUAAGAUACAACAGUGACCCAGGCUCGUUCCGGGGAAUGAUGCUGUGUCAGAAAAGGUUUUUUCCAAAAGAGAGUUUUUUUCUUUGGUCCCCACCAAAAAAAAAAAAAAACCACCCCAAAAAGCGUUAAGACUUUUAAGUCGACCGCACCAAGCGCCGCUAGGUAAAGUGAACACGAAGUCGUCCAGUGCCGUUGUUGAACCAACUCUAUGGCGCGUACAGAUCAUCCGUACGGUUGACUUCUUUGUCCUGGUUGUGUUGUUACGGCUGAGUGAUGCGCGUCUGGUCAGCGCCGGGGCGAGGGGCAGGGGGACGGGAACGUACGUGACGUCCUUGGUCGUUGCCAAUGGCAAAGUUUAAACUGCCCCCAACCUGGGAAGGAGGACCCACGACGCACUGCGGGUCCCUCAUCCGCUGCUGGACCCGGUGCGGUUGUGUUGAGGCUUUGGAAGUGAUUGGGCGUCUGGUGGGGACGGUGGUGCUGCCACUUGGAUCGAUCGUCCUGCCAGGAGCCCCGGCCCUCGGGUUCCUUGGGUCACAGGAGUGUGUUUGGGGAGGCAGAGGGGGUCUCCCUCCUGGGGAGCGACUCUGCAGCAGCUUCUCAGAGAAACGAGAUGAUGGAAAAGCUUCCCAGAUGUUUACAGCUGCCCCUUCCUUAGGUGAGGACACUGCUUCCUGUUUCUCUCUGGCUCUUCCUCGCGGUGAGGCCAGAGCGGAGGAGAGGUCUGUAGUCCUGGCCUGGGCUCCAGGUAGCCCCCUUUCAGAAUCCAGUGAGCUGCACACGUCAUGCUGUCACUGGUUCCGGGCUGGGGGGGCGGGGGGGGGUGGCGUUGGGGGAGGGGCUCCGCAGGUGUUGUGCGGAGCCCCUGUUAAAAUAUUUUGGAGAGAGAGAAAAGAGGCUCGGUGGGUAAGGCAGAAAGGUUUCAUCCAAGGAGGCAGAAAACUGGUGUACGGACCCAUGGGCCAAGAACAUUUUUAAGAGGUUACAAAAAAAAUAACAAUACGCAACAGGUGCCAGGUAGCCAGCGAAGCUUAAGAUACUCACCCUCCAGCCCUUUAUAAAGUUUGCGGACCCUGGGCUUUAUUCGACACCUCGGGGCUCCAGAACAAAACUGGCGAAUCUGAAGGCCCUCCCUGCCUCUUGGACACCUCAAGCCAAACCCUUGCCUUCUCCCGACCCAGACCUUGCCAGCACGCCCCCCCCCCCCCCCGCGCGCGCGUGGCUCUCACGCAGGGUAGGGUCGCUGUGUAGGUGCGAGGGCGCUGCUGGUCAAAGCUUUCCCGGAGUAUAGCUGGCUCUCCGCUGGCGGCCAGAUUGGUUCAGUGAAACUACAAGCCUCCCGGGCCCAGCCAAGCUCCGAAAGUGGGCGAAGGAGUCGCCCUCUUACGUUUUACGUUGGUCAGACCUGGGCCCCCUGAGAGCACUCGGGAAGGAUCUUCAGGAACAAGGGUGAUCCACAUUCCAACUAGCGAGUAGAGUCUGUGCAAAAAUGCUCUCUCCAGGAACUUUUCCUCUCUGGCGUUCUUUUUUAUUUUUAUUUUUUAUCAUUUUUUUUUUCUAACAUUACGUUACUUUAUAGGAACUUAUUUUCCCACCUGUCAAUCCAAACCACCUUAAAAGGUGAUUAUCUGCUUCUUCCUGAAAACCCUUUUGGGUACCCCGCCCCCCCCCCCACUCCCGCCACCGCCCUGGCCAAAAGAAACAUAGUCUCAAAAAACAUACCAAGUUCAAUACGUUUUGCCAAAUUAAAUUUCAUGUGGUGGCUCAAUUUUUGUGUCAAAAUAAUCCUUUAGAUUUGACGCUGACAGGCUUGGGUUACUCUUUUAAGACCAGGUCUGUGUGGGAGAACCGGAUGUUUUUAAUUUUCAAAGUGUAGGAGGAGGAUUAGGAAUUUGAGUGAGUCUCUGGCUUCCGGUUGCCCAUUUGUCUUCAGAAGCACGGCUCGCCUUUCAGCGUCUACACAGACCAGGGCCCAGGUCCCCAUUAUCAGAGCAAAAUGAAGCCCUCUUGAUUUAAUGGCUACCACUCUGGCCUGGAGGAAAGGAUCAAAGCUUUUCUCCCAGACCCGGAGGAGCAAGAACACCCCACCAGGCUUGGGGGCACCCUGGCAAAGACAGGCUCACGCUGGCCCCUGGAAGAGGAAGUUUGUGCCACACGACAUGCCGUGUCUGGACCGAUGCCCCGUCUCGUCUUCCUUGCUGAUGGCGAGAAUUCUGAACAUGGGUGGCACAAGUUAGAGGCGGGGUCUUUGCUGUGAAAGUCGUUGGUUUUGGUGACCACCCUCUUCGGAGAACGCCCUUGCUGAAACAGAGAGCAAAAGUUUCCUAAGUCAGCUUGAUGAUCUCCCUGAGCCUUGAACCGCUGUUCACGUACUGUCUCGCCUCUCUCUCUUUUGCUUUAAUUCCUGUGGCAUGCCAGAAGUUAGACUCAACUUCCCCAGAUGUUCAUCUUGCAUUGAUUCGGGGCGGGGAGGGUCUUCUUGUGAAGCUUUAAGUAUUCAGGGGAAACUGGUCACGGAGAGAGAAACCACAGGACCCCCUGGUCAUGAUCUGACAAUGUCGAUUUCAGUUUCUUGGCCGGGUAGCGACUGCAGGGCCUUGGAGCGAUGUCCAUCACCGCGUGAACUUGAGAACAAAGUUGCCCACUCUUGGCAUUCCCUGCUGCUUUGAUCUCACGGUGUGGGGACCCAUGCCGAGCUCUGGGUGCCCAACAGCAGGCUCCUGGGUAGUGGGUAGUGGUACCCUGUCUGUCAUGCAUGAGAUCGCUCACUAGCUGCUCACAGAUGGCUGCACUGUGCCAGCCUCUUCUGUUCCCCCCCACACCUCUCGCCAAAAACCAUUCCAGCCCCUUCUAGAGCCUUUUCCCUCCCGGAUAAGCCCAGAGGAUGCCACAGAAUUAACCUCUUCAGGACAGCCCUGGACUUAGGCACCCCUGUCUCUCCAUACCGGCCAGAUCCCAGAAGGUUCAUGACUCGCCCUGCUCCCUUGGGACCAUUUCUCCCCAGUGAGAAGAAAUGCUACAUCGUCAAGGUCAUAGAAGUAACCUUACCCAAGGUGUCUGAAGAGAGACGUGCCCUCUGUUGACAGGAAAUGCCCGCUGCUGGAAUACAUUUCACCCAGCGCUCCUCUGGCUUGCCACCUGGUGGGGCUUCCCGCAGACACAGCGAGGGCAGGAGCACUAGGCAGGCUAAGGAGUUUGUGACACAGCAUGGUGCACGUUCACCUGCUCUGCUCCCACCCCGCAGGUUCUUGCCGAUGCUGCAUGCCAAACACAGGUAGUUGAUCGACCCCCACGCUCAGCUACUUGGUCUUACUGUGUGCGUUCCGUAACUGAAUCCCCGUGUGUAGGAGUUCACGCCGCAUCAAUAGACCUACAGCUUGAAUCACAUCAUACUGUGGGCCACUUCUGUCCCACCCACAUCCACGCCGUGUCCCCCGAGUCCGAAGUGGACCACCUUGACCCAUCUGGAGUGGGGCUGUGCAGCGGUCCCCACAGCAGACCCGGACGUGACCACCUUUUGUCUUGCAGCCGGUGCCCUGGCCUCAGUCAGUCUCUUAAAUAGGAGUCUUUAUAACCAGCCCUCCAGCCCUCCGCGGUCCUUUGUGUUGGCCAUGCCACACAAGAAGGUGGCUGCUUCCUCCCCCCUCUUCCGACACUAUAAUUGUUGUUUUACAAUUGAGUGCCUUAAUAAUAGUUUACGAAUACUGUGUAUUUAUGGGAAACUGUUAAGCUCUCACCUGUGAUUGGACCUUUGCCUUGUCGGUGGUGGUUGGCGUGCGGGCCGGAGCUCGCCCUGCCCCACGCAUGCGCUCAUCUGCUGCGCGGUCGUGCGUGGGGUGGGGGUGGGGGGACCUGCAGGCGAGGCAGGCGCUGGCUCACGCCGCGCCCCACAGUUGCAAGGAAAGCACGGAAUUUGGUUUGCUAGCCAGCUGGGGGGUGGCAUCCCGCCCCGUCACACGAUUGUACUCUUGUCUCAUAGAGAUCUCUUACCACCGAGGCUACCCUGUCUCCCCCGCCCCCCGGCCGGUGUCCUGAGCUCCCUGCAACAAAACGCAGGUGCAGGCACCACCCCCUGCAAAAUCAGGAACUCUACAAGAUAAGUUCUUUGGUUUUCAGAAGCUGCCAGUGGGUUCCAGCGUGUUGCGUUACGGUAUCGAUGAUUUUUUUUUAUUAUAUUGUUUUUCUUCUUGUUUUUUUAUAUAUAUAUAUAUUUAAAAGGCAGUAUCUUUUGUACUGUGAAUUUGCAGUAGAAGAUGCAUAACGCACUUUUUCUUCUGUUGGUGCGUACUGUAAUAGUUCGUGUGCUUCUCGUGAUGAGAAUAAACUUUUUCUUUAUACGUGUUUGAUGACCUA
Messenger RNA from Felis catus (domestic cat), 10164 nucleotides. It is a transcript of the gene SSH1, whose product is annotated as slingshot protein phosphatase 1. Gene Ontology annotation, cellular component: cytoplasm. The coding region runs from base 2218 to 5349 and encodes 1043 amino acids. Gene Ontology annotation, molecular function: protein tyrosine/serine/threonine phosphatase activity; actin binding. The record is from RefSeq and is a predicted model, not a curated record. Gene Ontology annotation, biological process: negative regulation of actin filament polymerization; protein dephosphorylation; actin cytoskeleton organization. The transcript has 14 exons. NCBI's taxonomy places the organism in Eukaryota, Metazoa, Chordata, Mammalia, Carnivora, Felidae.